Messenger RNA from Drosophila simulans, 417 nucleotides. Its product is annotated as zinc finger protein 705D-like. The record is from RefSeq and is a predicted model, not a curated record. The transcript has 2 exons. NCBI's taxonomy places the organism in Eukaryota, Metazoa, Arthropoda, Insecta, Diptera, Drosophilidae. Bases 1 to 417 code for a protein of 138 amino acids. Gene Ontology annotation, biological process: regulation of transcription by RNA polymerase II. Gene Ontology annotation, molecular function: RNA polymerase II cis-regulatory region sequence-specific DNA binding; DNA-binding transcription factor activity.
AUGUGCGAAACGGUGAUGCUGAGCGAACAAGUCCUUCACCCAGCAGAAGCGUUCCUCGUCGUCGCUGAGGUCCAGUCCCGGAUAGCAGAUGAAGUCAACUUCAGUAGCAGACCUUCGGAAGCAAGCGGGAUCAGACGUUGCAUCGACAAGAGGUGCACAACCACAACAAGACCACCUACGAGCUGUGAACCUGCAGCACCACUAAGAGGUCACAGCGGGCAGCGACCCUUCACCUGUAACAUCUGCAAAAAGUCCUUCACCCAGCGGAGGAACAUGAAGCGCCACAAGAUGACACACACUGGCGAGAAGACGUUUCGCUGCCAGCGAUGGGGCAGGACCUUCUCCCAGCUGGUCAACCUCAAUCACAAGCUUGGAUACUUCAACGAGAAGGCCUCUGCAUCAAUGGAUAGUGGUUAG